Fraxinus pennsylvanica is the source of this 1011-nucleotide messenger RNA. The record is from the annotation of a GenBank genome assembly. NCBI's taxonomy places the organism in Eukaryota, Viridiplantae, Streptophyta, Magnoliopsida, Lamiales, Oleaceae.
AUGGAACCUAAUAAUGACAGCAGUGGACUGAGCUCUUACUUCCACCAUCAGCUCCACAGCCAAUUUCCUCCGCCACCAACAGCUUCCGCCGUCACCGGAAAUCCAUCACCGGCAAAUGGAGUUGUACCCAACAGUACAACCACUAAGAACAUAGCGUACCUCCAUAGCGUCCCUUCUGCCGUUUCAUCUCCUUUGGAGACUGUCAAGAGGAAGAGGGGAAGACCAAGAAAGUAUGGUACUCCCGAGCAAGCCGCCACUGCUAAACGGCUGUCGGGUUCUUCCGUGCCCAAGAAACGGGACAACCAAUUAUUGACAGCUUCGGCAGCCGGAUCUUCUGGUCCUUACUCCUAUUCUUCCAAGAAUUCCCAAUUGGCUGCUCUCGGCAAUAUAGUCCAAGGCUUCACUCCUCACAUCAUUACUGUAGCUGCUGGAGAAGACGUGGGUCAAAAAAUCAUGGUGUUCUUGCAACAGAGCAAGCGUGAUAUGUGUAUUAUUUCAGCAACUAGCUCAGUUUCGAAUGCAUCUCUACGCCAGCCAUCAACAUCUGGAGGCACCGUUACAUAUGAGGGACAAUUUGACAUCCUCUCUCUAUCUGGAUCUUAUAUGUGUACUGAACUUAGUGGUCGAACUGGAGGACUUAGUGUAUGUCUGUCUAGUACUGAUGGCCAAAUCAUUGGUGGUGGAGUCGGUGGACCCCUUACAGCUGCAGGCCCCAUUCAGGUUAUAGUUGGUACGUUUCUAAUCGACACCAAGAAGGAUAUGACUGGUGGAGCUAAAGGUGAUGCUACUGCCAGCAAGUUUCCAUCACCAAUUGGUGGGGCAUCAGUUCCAGGUGUAAGCUUCCGAGCACCAUUCGAUUCUCCUAACCAGAAUGUUGGUGGAAAUCAAUUCAUGAUUCAGCAUAGGAACAUGCAGUUCACACCUUCAGAUUCCAUGGACUGGAGAGGUAAAACAGGUCACGGUGCACUCAAUUCUCCAGAAAACGGUGAUUAUGAGCACAUUCCCGAGUAG